AUUGCACUACGACCCCCUGAGCAUAGUCCUAUUUUUUGUUGCGCGGAAACGAACAAAAUAACCCAUGAGUUACACUAAAUUCAACAAAGUUGAGUGCUUUUCCGUGACAUCAAUUCAGCACGACUCAUGUAUUUUCAACUGCGCAGGAAAUACCUGAAAACCGAUGUCGCACCUUGAUGAGGCUCACUGUUAAUUUUUGUUUCAGCUUCAUAUUUCUUUCGGCAGCAACCGAUGGCCUAUUACGCUGGAAUUGAAGGCGGAACAACAGGCUCACGAAUGGUCAUCUUGUCUGCUGAAGGAAAGCAACUGGGGCAGUCAGAAGGACCCCAUACAAACUAUUGGCACCUUGGAAUGGAAGAGGCUGCCCGUAGAGUUGUGAUGCUUGCUGAUGAUGCCUUGAAAGCAGCUGGGCUACCAAAAGAAACUCCAUUUAAGGCGCUGGGCCUGGCACUAAGCGGAGUUAACACAGAGUCAAACUGCUUGCAAAUUAUUGAAGCAGUUCGAAAGAUCCGCCCAGGGAUCGCUGAAAAAAUCCACGCCUGCAAUGAUGCUGUUGGAACCCUAGUAACGGCAACCGACGAAGAUGCGAUUGUCCUGAUUGCUGGAACUGGAUCAAUUUGCAAGCUGAUUCGAAAAAAUUUGAGUUUUGUUCGCAUCGGAGGUCUUGGUUACCUUUUGGGCGAUGAAGGAUCAGCCUUUUGGAUUGCACACCAAGCCAUCAUGACCUACAUCAAGACCACUGAGGGGCUUUAUCAUGACCAAUUUGGCACACAAAUGUUGACCCAAGCCAUUUACAAACACUUCAACAUCAGUCAUCACCACGAGCUGCUGCCGCAUUUCCAUGAAAACAUCAACAAGACAUUUAUCGCACAACUUUGUAGACCAAUCGCUGAAGCUGCUCGUGAGGGAGACUUAGUUUGUAAACAAAUCUUUUUCGAGGCUGGUCUGCAUCUGGGUCGCCACGUGUCUGUUGCUGUGCGAAACGCUGAUAAGGAGGGUCUUAUAGCUCCUGAGGGCAUGGAUGUUAUCUGCUGUGGAUCAGUAUUUAAAAGUUGGGACCUUCUAGAAACAGGUUUCCGGGCCGGUGUUCAACCCAGACAUAUUUCAGACUGUCGGAAAGGCAGACUUCAUCUUCGCCUGCUCCAGACCACCGCUGCAUUUGGUGCAGCUAUUGUUGCUGCCAAAGUAGAACUGGGAAUCCAAAUUCCAAGGCCGGAAGAUGUCACAAAAUUGAUAUGCGACAUCGUCAUGUCCGAAGAAGACCCACAACGGCACCCUUGAUUUCUCAGCUUAGGAAUUUCCCUUUCUACUAUGUAUAUACUACCCAUUCCCUACGCCAACUCUGCAUCGCGAGGUAGCAGGAAGCAUAUGAGCAACACUGGCAUUCUCUGAUAUUUAGGUGAAGGAACUGCACUCACACCGAAGGGUUUAAUCAACCUUUGGAAAAGCUUUCUAAUACCCUGUGAUUUGCCUCUUGCAAUUUUCAUCCAAUUCUUCUACUACCUCACUGUAACCAAACUUAGAUUUCGCUUUUGUUGAGGUCUUUGCUUUGGCUCCCCGGUCUGCUGACAAGUCCACCAUAACAUUUUUCUAUUCAUAUGAAACGCCCCAGCAAUAAACCGUAUUUUACUCACGA
This is a messenger RNA of Opisthorchis viverrini, 1636 nucleotides long. RefSeq lists its product as hypothetical. The record is from RefSeq and is a predicted model, not a curated record. The transcript is spliced from 9 exons. NCBI's taxonomy places the organism in Eukaryota, Metazoa, Platyhelminthes, Trematoda, Opisthorchiida, Opisthorchiidae. Gene Ontology annotation, molecular function: N-acetylglucosamine kinase activity. Bases 232 to 1281 code for a protein of 349 amino acids.